AUGGCUAAGAAUGAAUACGUAGGAGCCUGGACAAUAUCUACACCGGCUUAUCCUAAUGACUUCAAGUCUAUUGUAACGCCAACUUUUGCGCCAUUCUCUGGUAAAAAUCUAGAAUUUCAUUUCAAAGCAUCGUAUAAAGAAGAAGUUUCGCGCCCGAUAUCCAACUUUUAUGAGUUCAAAUUGAAACUCGUAAAACUCUCUAAUGCUAGUAUCUCACCAGUAUUAGAAGUGUUGGUUGACGUGAACUAUUCUGAUGGAUCUAAUUUUGUGAAUUAUCCAAGCAUGGUUUUAAAUGAUGGAAUGACUUUCGCUACUUUUAAUGAUGUAACUCGAAUUAAAAAUCUGAAGUCAAUCUACGAACAAAGCGUGUUCAGUGAUUUUGUCUUCAAAGUAGGCGAUAAAUCCUUCCCUGUUCACAAAAUAAUCCUUUCUGCUCAUUCUCCUGUUUUUAUGAAAAUGAUGACCCAUGAUUUCAUGGAAUCCAAGACCAACAGCGUUACCAUUACGGAUGCAGCACCUGAAGUCUUUGAAUUGUUCCUCAGAUCUUUGUAUGCUGGCGAACUUGAAAACAAGUCAUGGGAUUCUCUGAAAGAACUUUAUUACUUGGUUGAUAAAUAUGAUGUUGAAUUCUUAAAUGUUGAGUGUACUGAUGCAGUAAUUUCUCUCCUAUCUGUGGACUUAGUGUGUGAAAUACUCAAACUGGCCUACAGUUUCUCCGAUUCUGACUUAAAAACUGCCGCGAUAAAUUUUGCUGUCAAUCACAUCAAAAAAAUUGUUCCUAGAGAAGAUUGGAAAGAACUCGUGAAAAGUCAUCCGAUGAUUGGGUAUGAUGUCACUGCCAAUUUUAUUCCGAAAUAA
Molecule: messenger RNA, 858 nt
Organism: Parasteatoda tepidariorum (common house spider)
Lineage: Eukaryota; Metazoa; Arthropoda; Arachnida; Araneae; Theridiidae
Source: RefSeq, a predicted model, not a curated record